UUCUCAAGCGGGGAAAGCUUCAACAUCUGGACACCGCUGUCGGGGAGAGAGACAGUUUGUAGCUUGUACACUGUAGACACACUGUAGCGUCUAUUCGCAGGAUGUAGAACACAACAGUGCGGAAAUUAUUCAGUAUUUUCUCCGUAAUGUCCGGCGUCCUGCAGACGAGACCAUUCUGACUUUUCUAUUUAUAGACUCCGCGGUUGCGAUGUGAAGAUUUGUGGCAGAGAAAUUUGACGAGAGCGGAAGAAGAAGAAGAAGAAGAAGAAGAAGAGGAAGAGGAAGAGGAAGAAGAGAAAGAGGAAGAAGAAGAGGAGGAGGAGGAGAAAGAAGAAGAAGAAGAAGAAGAAGAAGAAGAAGAAGAAAGAGCAAAAGAGCUUUGUUUGUGCUCCCGACCGUGAAGGAGAACCUGUUGAAUAAACAACCUCUACACUGACAUUAAGGGCAUGUGGAGAAGGGAUUGGAACACAGCCCAUCUAAACAAGGCAACCAGCAGACCUCUGGUCUAGCUGUUGCUAUGGCGACCAGUGCUGUGCCUAGCGACAACCUCCCCACCUAUAAGCUGGUGGUGGUGGGUGAUGGCGGUGUAGGAAAGAGCGCACUCACCAUCCAGUUCUUCCAGAAAAUCUUCGUUCCAGACUACGACCCAACUAUCGAGGACUCGUACCUGAAGCACACCGAGAUCGAUGGCCAGUGGGCGAUUCUGGACGUACUGGACACAGCAGGCCAGGAGGAGUUCAGCGCCAUGCGUGAGCAGUAUAUGAGGACCGGAGACGGCUUCCUCAUCGUGUUCUCUGUCACAGACAAGGCCAGCUUCGAGCACGUCGAUCGAUUUCACCAGCUCAUCCUCAGGGUGAAGGAUCGAGAGUCCUUUCCUAUGAUCCUCGUAGCUAAUAAAGUGGACUUGGUUCAUUUGAGGAAGGUGACGAAUGAACAGGGCUGUGAGAUGGCUGACAAACACAAUAUCACUUACAUUGAGACGAGCGCUAAGGAUCCACCAAUGAACGUGGACAAAGCCUUUCAUGAGCUGGUCCGAGUAAUUAGACAACAAGUACCGGAGAGGAAUCUGAAGAAAAAGAAGAAGAUGAAAUGGCGAGGUGACCGAGCCGCCGUUUCUCCAAAACUCCGCUGCACUAUAUUAUGACCUCCUGCUCGAUAAUCUCACGGUCUCACAGAGCUGCGAUUGGCAGGAAAUAAAAAACAGCAGGGCCACGGAGAAGCCGACGAGACGUAUUAAACCGCUGACAAAGGCGCAGCUGAUUUGCACAGGCGCAGAGACGAGUGGAGAUGAGGAUAUCGGCGUGCGCUCAUUCAGUCCUGUUCUUCACACGGUUGUCACAAGCAUAAAGGUGUUCAGUGCUGCCUUCCAGGUGCUCAGUGGGAGUGGACAGUGUUUUGCCUUAUCGCUUUGCGUCUCUGUACUGAUACGAAGUGUUAAGUUGUAGCUCGGCCAAAGAAAAAGCCAGUCAUUAGCACUGAAGUUUGCUAAUGCUGAAUUGGGAAUUUGGGAUACCUCCUAAACAUGGCCUUUACUGUUAAGCACAAAUGUACACGUUUGACUGAAAUUGACCUUUUUUUGCACUUUGAUAUUUGAUAUCGCACAAAUAUCAUAUCAUGGGGUUAACGUAUUAAAGUCAUUAAAGCAUUCGCUGCCUUUGCUAAAGGCUUUAGUUGUAACGGCUAAAAAAAAAUAA
Messenger RNA from Tachysurus vachellii, 1694 nucleotides. RefSeq names its product muscle RAS oncogene homolog a (gene mrasa). Bases 518 to 1144 code for a protein of 208 amino acids. NCBI's taxonomy places the organism in Eukaryota, Metazoa, Chordata, Actinopteri, Siluriformes, Bagridae. Gene Ontology annotation, biological process: signal transduction. Gene Ontology annotation, molecular function: GDP binding; GTP binding; GTPase activity. Gene Ontology annotation, cellular component: plasma membrane. The transcript has 6 exons. The record is from RefSeq and is a predicted model, not a curated record.